AUGUCCAUCAAACUGGGUCAAGUCAGGUUGUUGAUCACUUACCACGGUUGCCGCGAAUUGUACAAGCUCCGGUUGGAACCGUCCACUUCCGAUCCGCCGUCCUACGACGACGGUCCCGAGACCCGCGACACGACUCUAGCGUCGCUGUCCCCGAUCAUCGGUACGCUGGCCGUCCUCGGGCGGAAGCCGUGCCGGAUGGUCUUACUGGGCACGGACCGCCGGCGGACGGACGUCGUCGGCGAGAGUUUCGGGGACGGGGGGACUACCUUGUACUUCCGGUUGGAGAACACCAACGACAUAUGGUCGUGGAAGGUGUUCAGCAGUAAGAAAAAGCUGACCGGAUUGCAUAUGUACAUAGACGAACGCGACUUCCGGUUGGUCCGGGUCGGCCGGACGUGUCGCGUGCCAGUCGCGGUUUCGGUGGCACCGGCUGCCGUCGGGAAUGGCUGCGCCGGUGACGUGGACCGGGAUCCCGAGGCUGUCGAGAAGUCGGCCCCGAAAAAACCGAUCCGGCAAAUCGUGUGGAUGCUAGAGACGAACUUCGUCGAUCACUUCGCGGGCACUGCGGACAAGAUGGGCGCCAACGCCAAGCUGCAACCCCUCGGAGCUUCGAUGAACGACUUGAAUGCCGCCCGACCUUUGAGUUUCGACGCUUCGAUGCAAACUUUUCCGCUGCGAAGUCAGCCGGCCAACGGCCUCCGACCCCACCGAAAUUGCGCUUUAAGGCGACGACGACGAAGAGAGUCGUCUAAACGUUGUAGGGGCCACACCGGCUAA
This is a messenger RNA of Macrosiphum euphorbiae (potato aphid), 777 nucleotides long. NCBI's taxonomy places the organism in Eukaryota, Metazoa, Arthropoda, Insecta, Hemiptera, Aphididae. The record is from the annotation of a GenBank genome assembly.